Molecule: messenger RNA, 1404 nt
Organism: Nerophis ophidion (straightnose pipefish)
Lineage: Eukaryota; Metazoa; Chordata; Actinopteri; Syngnathiformes; Syngnathidae
Gene: bdnf
Product: brain-derived neurotrophic factor
Exons: 2
Coding region: 604-1395 (263 amino acids)
Biological process (GO): neuron projection morphogenesis; memory; positive regulation of peptidyl-serine phosphorylation
Molecular function (GO): growth factor activity; nerve growth factor receptor binding
Source: RefSeq, a predicted model, not a curated record
ACUAAUAGUUCCGCCUGCGGGCUUGCGUUGAAAGAGGAGUUGGCGGGGAAGAGGUCACAUGUUGCAGCGUCAUCGUGUAGUAAAGUUGCUCGACUUCCACGCAGGCUCUUCAUUCCAAGCCUCACAGUCUCGCUUGUCUUGUCUUCAUCCGCCGGGCUCCUCCUCUUCUUCUUCUUCUUCUUCCGCCUCCUCCUCCUCCUCCUCCUCCCGCCGCUGCCGCUUCUCUCCCCGGCCGCCGCUGCAGCGGCACGCCCGCCCGCACGCACGCAUCUAGGCGACAGUCCGGCUUUCCACACCGUGCGUCUCCAACGGAGCCGUCCAGCCAUGGGAGUGCAUGACCUCACCCAUGCAAUUUCCACCACCAAUAAUUUAAUCUAUUUGCUGCAAACCUGAAGAGAUCAUCACACCCCCCACCCCCCCACCACCACCCACUCCAAGUCGAGGGAGAGUGCCUAGCGAGGGGAAAAGUAUCACUUAAAAAAAAAAAAAAAGUCUAAAUAAAUUACUCAGGGAGUUUGACCAGGACAUCCCAGAUGACAAAGUCCUGUUGAAUGGUGUUGUUUUACGACUGGGCAGCAUAAGUUCCACCAGGUUAGAAGAGUGAUGACCAUCCUGUUCCUUACUAUGGUUAUUUCAUACUUCAGUUGCAUGAGAGCCGCGCCCCUGAGAGACGCCCCGGGCAUGCAGGGCCAUCGAACGGAGGGCUACUUGGGCGCAGCCGCUAGGGGCCAGGGGACUCCGCAGAGCGGCGGGGGGCCAGGCCAGCGCGGGGGGCUGCCCUCGCUCACAGACACCUUUGAGCAGGUGAUAGAGGAGCUGCUGGAGGUGGAGGGAGAGGCAGAGGCGGCGCAGCUGGGACCGGGGGCCGGCGGGGGCCCGGCUUCGGCGGCGGCCGACGGCGCCAAGGAUGUCGACAUGUACGACGCCAGGGUGAUGAUCAGCAACCAAGUGCCUUUGGAGCCGCCGUUGCACUUUCUUCUGGAGGAAUACAAAAACUACCUGGACGCUGCGAACAUGUCCAUGAGGGUGCGGCGACACUCGGAUCCCUCGCGGCGUGGAGAGCUCAGCGUGUGUGACAGUAUUAGCCAGUGGGUGACAGCUGUGGAUAAAAAGACGGCAAUAGACAUGUCCGGGCAGACAGUUACCGUCAUGGAAAAGGUCCCUGUCCCCAAUGGCCAACUGAAGCAAUACUUUUACGAGACCAAAUGCAACCCCAUGGGGUACACGAAGGACGGCUGCCGAGGAAUAGACAAGCGGCAUUAUAAUUCCCAAUGCAGGACAACCCAGUCCUACGUGCGAGCGCUCACCAUGGAUAGCAAAAAGAAGAUUGGCUGGCGGUUUAUAAGGAUAGACACUUCAUGUGUAUGCACAUUGACCAUUAAAAGAGGGAGAUAGUGUAUGAAA